UUCAACCAUUUUCCUAUUCUUUCUCUCCCCCAAAUACUCUGUAUUUAGACCACCCCCCAAAAAAAAAAUAAAAAAAAAAAAUAUAUUUUGAGAAAAUAAAAAAAAUGACAGCAGCAGAGUUGCAGUUACCUCCAGGUUUCAGAUUUCACCCAACUGAUGAAGAGCUUGUGAUGCAUUAUUUAUGCCGAAAAUGCGCCUCUCAGCCAAUUGCUGUACCAAUUGUAGCUGAAAUUGACCUCUACAAGUUUGACCCUUGGGAUCUUCCAGAUUUGGCAUUGUAUGGAGAGAAAGAAUGGUACUUCUUUUCACCUCGAGAUCGGAAGUAUCCGAAUGGUUCACGCCCAAAUCGAGCUGCCGGAACCGGUUACUGGAAAGCGACCGGUGCCGAUAAGCCGAUCGGAAACCCGAAAGCGGUUGGAAUUAAGAAAGCAUUGGUGUUUUACGCUGGCAAGGCACCUAAAGGAGAGAAGACUAAUUGGAUCAUGCAUGAAUAUCGCCUUGCUCAUGUUGAUCGAUCUGCUCGUAAGAAUAACAACAGCUCAAGGCUGGAUGAUUGGGUUUUAUGCCGAAUAUACAACAAAAAGGGAUCUAUUGAGAAGAUUAACCGGAAAAUGAACACAGGCGUCUAUAUGGAUAAGGUUGAAUCUCCAGUAGAUAGAAAACCGGAGAUUCUACCACCACUACCACCGCCAGCUCAGCAAGUGAAUAAUGAUUUCUUCUAUUUAGAUCCAUCGGAUUCAGUUCCAAAGAUCCACUCAGAUUCGAGCUGCUCGGAACACGUGCUUUCGCCAGAUUUCACGUGCGAGAGGGAAGUUCAAAGUGAGCCAAAGUUAACUGACUGGGAAAAAGCUACCCUUGAACUUCCAUUUAAUUACAUGGAUGCCACUACUGGUGCUACAACUGUGGAUAAUAGCUUGUUAGGUUCUCAAUUUCAGAGCAGUUAUCAGAUGUCGCCGUUGCAGGAUAUGUUCAUGCACCUGCAAAAACCUUUUUAAAAUCGAUUUGGGACCCAUUUGGUGAAUCAUUUACAGCCGCAAAAGUGUCAAAGGAGACUAGCUAAGGUCCGUGACUUUCGCACGUGCGGUUGUGGUAGAAUUGUUGUAGUAGUAGUAGUAGUAAGCAUCUUUUGCUUUCACAUUGGCAAUUGUGAGGACAACAUUUGUAUAUAUAGUUAAUAAAAAAUACUACUAGCAGUUAAAAUAAAAGUUAAAAAAAAAGAA
Molecule: messenger RNA, 1220 nt
Organism: Lycium ferocissimum
Lineage: Eukaryota; Viridiplantae; Streptophyta; Magnoliopsida; Solanales; Solanaceae
Product: NAC domain-containing protein 2-like
Exons: 3
Coding region: 105-995 (296 amino acids)
Biological process (GO): regulation of DNA-templated transcription
Molecular function (GO): DNA binding
Source: RefSeq, a predicted model, not a curated record